Messenger RNA from Lycium barbarum (goji berry), 3023 nucleotides. RefSeq names its product pentatricopeptide repeat-containing protein At1g62670, mitochondrial-like. The coding region runs from base 65 to 1852 and encodes 595 amino acids. The transcript is spliced from 3 exons. The record is from RefSeq and is a predicted model, not a curated record. NCBI's taxonomy places the organism in Eukaryota, Viridiplantae, Streptophyta, Magnoliopsida, Solanales, Solanaceae. Gene Ontology annotation, molecular function: protein binding.
UACUAUUUUGUCCAAAAUUAGGGCACACUGAAAUAGAAUACCUCUUUCUCAUCCACCAAAGAAGAUGAGGAGAAUUUCUCUGCGAAAUGGUAUUAUCUCUUUCUUUGCUGCUACCGAUUCUGGUUCGGCAACUACAGUUAUUAGAGCUUAUUCUUCAUGCAAUACUAAUAAAUCCAUUUCAGUAAAGGGUAAACUUGGGAUAAACAUCAAUUUUGAGAAGGUCAAGUGUUUAGAUGAUGCUUUCACUCUCUUCCAUCAAAUGGUCAGAAUGAAGCCUCUUCCUUCUGUUAUAUGCUUCUCUAAAUUAUUUAAAACUAUACUAAAUAUGAAGCAUUAUUCUUCUGUUGUUUUGCUUUUUCGAGAAAUGCAGAAAUUGGGUAUCCCAAUUGAUGGAUUCAUCUUGAAUAUUUUGAUUAACAGUUAUUGUCUGAUGCGUCGUGCUGAUUGUGCAUUUUCGGUCUUACCCAUUUACUUGAAGAAUGACAUUUCGUUUGAUGUUGUCACCUUUAACACCCUAUUAAGGGGAAUCUUUGCCGAAAAUAAGGUUAAAGAUGCGGUUGAAUUGUUCAAAAAAUUGGUGAGAGAGAAGAUUUGUGAGCCUGACGAAGUCAUGUAUGGAACAGUCAUGAAUGGGCUUAGUAAAAGGGGUCAUACCGAGAAAACUUUAAGUUUGCUCCGGUUAAUGGAACAAGGAAGUACUAAGCCCAACACAUAUAUUUACAGCAUUGUUAUAGAUGCUUUUUGCAAAGAUGGAAACAUAGAUAUUGCUGUGAACCUUUUGAACGAGAUGAAGCUGAAAGGCAUUCCUUCAAACAUAGUCACAUAUAGUUCAUUGAUUGAUGGUUUGUGUAAGUUUGGUCAGUGGGAAAAAGUUAAGACUUUGUUCUCUGAGAUGGUGAACCUUAAUAUUUAUCCAGAUGUGUGCACCUUCACCAUAGUGAUUGAUGGACUAUGCAAAGAAGGAAAAGUCGAAGAUGCAGAGGAAGUAAUGAGACACAUGACCGAUAAAGAUGUAGAGCCUAAUGUGUUCACCUAUAAUGCCUUAAUGAAUGGACAUUGUUGGUGUGGUCAACUGGCUAGAGUGAGGGGAGUUUUUGAUUCCAUGAUAGAUAAGAACAUUGAACCUGACAUUAUUAGCUAUAACACCCUAAUAAAUGGAUACUGCAAGGAAAAGAAAAUGGAUGAGGCCAUGCAAUUGUUUGGUGAAAUUUCUCAAAGGGGAUCAAAACCUAAUAUCUUUACCUACAAUACUAUCUUGCAAGGGUUAUUUGAAGUUGGAAGAAUUGGAGAUGCGAAAAAAGUUUAUGCCGAAAUGCUUUCUGCAGGUUACGUACCUAAUUUAUCCACUGAUCACACUUUGCUCAAUGGUUAUUUUAAGUACGGACUUGUUGAAGAAGCUAUGUUGCUCUUUAAUAAGUUGGAAAGAAAGAGAGAAAAUAUUGAUAUAGUAUCUUACAAUAUAAUUCUUAAUGGCUUGUGCAAAAAUGGUAAACUCGACAAAGCUCGUGCCAUAUUUGAGAAGCUUUCUUUAAUUGGAUUGCUUCCGGAUACAAGAACAUAUAAUAUAAUGAUAAAUGGAUUUUGUCUUGAAGGGUUGUUAGAUGAAGCAAGUGAUAUGCUAAGAAAAAUGAGGGACAACGGUUGUUUGCCGAACAUUGUCACUUACAAUGUUAUUGUGCAAGGUUUUCUCAGGUGUAGCAAAAUUAGUGAAAUGGCAACAUUCAUGAAGGAAAUGGUUGGAAGGGGCUUCUCAUUUGACGCAACUACAAUAGGGUUAUUAAUAAACGUUAUAAAGGAGAAUCCUUCCGUCCUUGACAUGGUACAAGAGCUUCACUCGGAAAAUAAGAAGUGAAUAUUUCUUUCACUUGGUUUAUUCGGCUGCACUAUCAUUUUGAUACAGUUUUUUAUUACUGCAAAAGAAAUGGUUUCCAAUGCAAUUGUGGAAGCUGAAAAACUGGCAAUUAAAACGUUGCUUGGGCUUUCCAGACAGGCUUAUUGAGGAGGAUGCUUUGAUUCCUCUUUUCUCAAAUUUAUUUGCCAACGAUGAGAAGGAAUAAGUAUCAGGGACUAAUAUCGAGAUUUCCUCAAUCCCCUCGAGUGUUUUGGUACUAUCUCCAGAUAACUUUGAUGAGCAAGUGAUGUCUUGGUUGAAUUUCAUGCUCAUGGUAAUUUAAAACGUCUCACUGGCAAGUCUUUCGCUCGAUUCUAGAAUUGACCAUUAAGUUCUAGUUAGAUGAUCCUGGUAAAGCACCAAAGCUGUAAUUUCUUAUCCCAAAAAAGGGUUGUACUUCAUAUCGUCAUUGACAACGUUGUACUUCAUAUCAUCAUUGACAACUAACUUAGAAGAUGGGGGAAAGGGAUUUCUUUUUUCAGAUGUAGAAGUAUGUUUGCAAUUCUCUACUGUAACUCUGUAAGUGUUUAUUUCUGUAUUUUGGAUUAUGCAUUUUAACUUUUAAGUGUAUAAUCUACUUGUUAUUUUGGAAGAAACUUAAGUGACUGGAACUAAAUGGAUUUUGUCAAAUGUUGCAACAGCUGGAUUCAGUUCAAAUUGAUCAGAAUAGGAGGGAUUCCCUAAUAUGGACAGCUAGCAAGCAUAAAAAAGUUCUCAGUUAAUAACUGCUAUAAAACAUUGACUAGACAGUCAAGCUGUUUGGAACUUAAUUGGUCAUGGAAGAUAAUUUGGAUGACUAAAGCUCCCAUAAAGUGGCAUGUUGGGAACACUUGAAGCAAAUCUGGUUCACUAUUCCUCUAUGCAUUUUCUGCACUCUAUGGUUGGAAAGGAAUAUUGCUUGUUUUGGAAGACAAAAAAGCCAUAUCUCUAGUAUUAAGAAUAUAUGUUUGUAUAAUCUUUUUUUUUCUGGUGUAAUAGCAGGCAAAUUGGAAUUAUGGAUUUCAUAUUAACGUUAGGAGGAAGAGAGUAGUUGUAUGUUUGUUGUCAUACAGCAUUGUCUGGAGUCCUGUAUUGUUUGUACCAUCUUGGUACCUUUUAUUAAUAAUACCUUUACCAUUUCAAAAAAAAGAAA